AUGCAAAUGUUGGGGUCAACAAUCUAGCGACGACGAGAAAUCCAGGGAUUUUUUUGAGAACAAGGCACCGAAAAUUGGUGAAAUUAGAGCGCCGUUUUCUUCCAAUUUGCCAAACAAACGGGCGAAAUGAUGGACUUUCUGGAAAGAGGAACAACUCAUUUAUAAAUUACAGUGGGAUUUGUGGAGUAUUUGUGCGUAAUUGUUGCAGAACACAAAUAUAAUCAUGGAUUGUGCGUGCUCUACCCUGGUGCUUUCGGUGUUUCUGUUCAUAUGCGGAUGUGGUCGCUUAGCCGCGUCUGCGGGCUGCUCUGGCCUCCGGAGGGCGCUCUUGACAGACCUGGAAGGAACGGUCACGGACGGAGUAGGGUUUUACGAAGAAAAUGUCCACUGCGAGUGGCUUAUAGAAGCUCCGGAUGCCAACAUGACCAUCACUUUGACAUUCAAGGAGUUUGAGACAGAGUGUACCUAUGACUUCCUGACGGUCUACGACGGCGACUCGUUCACAAGUACCGUCCUGGGCACAUUCAGCGGCAACUUGGUACCGGGGCCAGUGCAAGCCAAAAGUGGCAAAAUGUUGAUACACCUAUACAGUGAUACAAAUUACCCGUUAAACGGCACGACAGCGACGUACAAGAUACAGAACUGUUCCAAUGCCUGUUCAGGGCACGGCGUUUGUCAGAAUUAUCAGUGUGCGUGCGACUCGGGGUACAAAGGGAGUUCCUGCGAGUGGAGGACUUGCCCCUAUGAGUGCGGCCAGUCGAGCAGUCGCGGCAAUUGCGACUUCCUGUCACCGGUUCAGCGGUGUGCAUGUAGUCCAGGCUACGUGGGCGAGGGUUGCAGUCUGUCGACCAAUGACAACACAGGAUGGGGCGACACUGUACUGGUGUCUUCUGGGAUUGAUUCUGUCUUCAAGGCGCGGACUGGCCACACGGCGGAGUACCAUGAAGGCACGGAUAGUCUCUGGGUCUUUGGAGGUUAUGACCUGAAUGGUGUUCUAGAUGAUAUUGUCAGGUACAACUUCACGUCCAACCAAUGGGAGAGGGCAGUGCCUGCCAUGGCAACAAGGCCGACUGGCCGCUACGCACACUCCAUGGUCCUCUACUACGACGACCUCAUUGUCUUCGGCGGUAUCCUAGCCAACGGCUCACUUACCAAUGAGCUGUGGGCGUUUGACAUCACGACCCGCGUCUGGACCCUCCUUCCCGUGGGCAGUGACCUGGCUUCGAUGCCCCCGGGCCUGGCCGACCACAGCGGCACCAUAGUCAACUUCUCCCACCUUUAUGUCUUUGGAGGGAGAAGCCAAAGCACCAAUUUUGUGGACGGCAUCUUUAAGUACGACCUGAUCCUGAGGUCGCGCUGGGAUAUCAUCCGGCCCUUGGGAGGUCGCGAGGCUGACGUCAGGGUCAGAGGUCACAGCGCCGUGUACCACAUGGACUCCCAGUCGCUCAUUGUCUUCGGGGGUUUCCGACCGUCUUCAACAAGGUUCAGCGAACGGUCCAAUGAGAUCUACGCAUUCCACGUGGAUGAACGCUACUGGAUGAAGUGGUCGGUGGACAUGAGCGGCGCCCCCAUGGGGCGGGCCUUUCACAGUGCCAACAUUAUCGGCAACUAUAUGGUUAUUUACGGGGGUAACGUGCACAGGCACUACACUCGACCUGAGGACCACUACCCGCCCACCCAUGAGAGAUGCUACGAUGAACGCAUCGAGCUUUUCCACCUUGGCUGUCACAAAUGGACUGACUUUGAUACGCUGGCCCAAGGAUUCCAGUCUCCCGCUGAAACGGCACAUUUACACAGUGUCACAAGAGGGCGCUUUGGUCACGCUGCGGCGGUCCGCGACGGCAGCACGCUUUUAGUCGUCGGUGGGUAUAGCGGACAGGUGUUGCACGACCUGAUUGCAGUCAAGAUGCCUGGGACGGUGGCCGUCAAUUCCAAGUUGGGCGGCUCGAUCCUAGACCAAUGUGGAAUGCACUCCACGAAAGCUAUAUGCCUGAGUGAUCCCAAUUGUGGAUGGUGCGCGGCCAAUAGCAAUUGCCUCGGGCACUCGCAACAGAGUACGUGCCCUGAACCGCAGAACUUCCUCCAAGGCUCCUGCCCCAGCAUCUGCAACAGCCUAGUUUCCUGCGAAGCCUGCAUCAUCUGGGGGAAAGGGGUCACGCUGUCUGACCCCUCGGGGUCAAGGGUCAACGAGCAGUGCGGCUGGUGCGUCCAGGAGCAACAGUGUUACCCUAUUGGAGAGCCGGGUGGUGCGUGCGGGGACCAUUCGUCCAGCACCGACCCCACGGGGUGGUGGGGCCUGAACGGUACCUUCGUGACGGACUUUUCCCAGUGCCGGCUGCAGGAUAUGCCGCCGGGAAUGACUUGGAUCAAGUACCGUCACCCGCAGAACACUACACAGCCAGAUGAGGUGACGAUCGUCGAAAAGACAGACAGGAGUUUCAGUUUUUACUACGUCAGCAUUCAGGAGGAGAAGACAAACGGAGGGGAGUACAUCGCGGAGUACAAGGGCUUCCUGCGGCCGAACGGCGCGGUGCCGACCGGGGACGCGCAACUGCGCGUCUGGAUGGGCAGCUCCAACGCCAUCUCCUCGCUGCACCUCAGCACCGACGCAAAUCCGCAGAAUGCUGAGAGAGUGGCCUACUAUGCGUUAGAUGAUGAACAGUUAGUGGAAGCCGAACGCCCCAACAACGCGGCCGUCUUUCCAGUCAACUCGAAGACGGCGGCGUACUACGUCCUUCAGGAGGAGCGACAAGUUAUCAAGAUGAGCGCCGUGCAUUCCGUCAUGGAUCUGAAGUGGAACGGAAACCAUCCACUCGGGCUCGUGUCACAGACCUUCUCAAGGGAGUAUCUGCAACCCUACUAUUCCGGCGCCUGCGAUUCCUACGUCACCUGCUCCGGCUGCUUGACAGACGCGUCCUGUGGCUGGUGCCCGGCCAGCGAGACCUGCGAACUGCGCAGUAAGACCACUGCAGCGGAGGACCACUGCGGCACGGCUACCGGCGCCAUCAUGCACCACCUGAUCACGCAGUGGGACCAGUGUCUGGACUGUAAGCUGUACGUGGACUGCUUGUCGUGCACCGAGAAUCCUUUGUGCGAGUGGCUGAUUUCAGGAGAUGAUGUCAGGUGCACCAGGCGAGGGCGCUUUCUCACCAGCAUCAAGGACCCGAAUCAGUGCACUUUCAACUGCCAUGAAUACACUAACUGUUCGGACUGUUCCAAGCGCACAAAGGAGUGUGCAUGGUGUGAGGAGACCAAGACAUGUUUCACCUUUGGGACAUACGUAACAUCAUUCACCUACGGCCAGUGCCCAAACUGGUUUGAUUUAAACAAGGCCUGUCCGUCAUGCGCAGCUCACACGGACUGCAAGAGCUGCCUGGCAGAUUUCAAGUGUGGCUGGUGUGGUAACAGGGACAACCCAACAUUGGGAAAUUGUCAGGAGGGUAACUUUGGCGGCCCGGACUCGGCCCAGUCCUGUAGCGCCCUUGUGGCUGUGCAGUACAACAUCUCGGAGAGCGAGCCGGCCGAUUGGUCCUACCGGAUCUGCCCGGACGUGGAGGAGUGCAUGCUGGAAUUGGACGACUGCCACGCCAACGCCACCUGCGCCAACACGUUUGACGCGUACGAGUGCACCUGCAACCGGGGAUUCGAGGGGAACGGGAGGGACGAAUGCGUCAAAACGUGUUACCAUGAGUGCAUCCACGGCCGCUGCAGUGGGGCACCAGACUACACGUGCAUCUGCGACGUCGGGUGGAAUGGGGAAAACUGCAGCACGGACUGCGAGUGCAAUUUCCACAGCACCUGCGAAACUGGGAUUGGCAUCUGCGACGAAUGCCAACACUGGACCAUGGGCCAGUUCUGCGAGCUGUGCCGGCCCGGUAGCUACGGCAACGCCACUGACCAAUCCCAGGGCUGCCGGGAGUGCCAGUGCAACGGGCACGGCGACGCGACCCUGGGCAGCUGUCACAACGAAACGGGGAUCUGCUACUGCACCGAGAACACGAAGGGCGAUCACUGCGAGGACUGCGUGACGGGAUUCUAUCAUGACCCAAGAUUUGCCCAGCACUGCUCCCGCGAGUGCAGCGGCCGGAUGCUGCUGACCAACGUGGAAUCCGCUGCCUUGGGCUCGGGCCAGGGGGACGGAGUGACCCUCUCCGAGGCCUACUGCCUGUGGGUGCUGACCGCUGGCGACAACUUGACCCACACGGCGGCCAUGACUGACCCACCGACUAUCAGCUUGACCGUGGAAGGCAUUGAGGCGCUCUGUGGGAGAGAUUACAUGUACGUAUACGACGGAAUACCAUCCUAUUUGUCCUCGUCGCACCCUGAGCUGGCUGGGGCAGACCUGGGGGCCUUCUGUGGUCAAGAUCCUCUGGAACGUGUCACAGCCAUGGCCCACUCCGGCAUCAUGACCGUCGUCUACCAGGCCAACCACACCGGCAGCACGGACUCCCCAGGCUUCGUGGCCAGCUACAGCGUCAACCGCUGCCCUGGCGGUUGCCACGGCAACCGUGAGUGCAUUCUGGGAACCUGUCGCUGCAGCAGCGGCUACCGGGGACCGAACUGCGAGGAGGAGGCAUGUCCGGGUAACUGCAGUCAGGCGGACGGUCAAGGGAUCUGUGACGAGGCCAUGGGCGUGUGCAACUGCAGCGCAGGCUUUGGCGGCGAUGCCUGCCAGUACCCCACCUCCCCUCUGGCUGGGCUCAAGCAAGGCAUUUGGACCCUCCUGGCGGACGAGGCACGGCUGGAUCCUGACGCCAGUUCCACGGUCGGGGCCGUGCCCUGCGGCCGGAUGGGCCACACACUUGUGGCCAGCGAGGCCAAUGUGCUGUGGUUGUUUGGCGGCUACUCCCACACCCACGGGCACCUAAAUGAUGUCUGGAGCUAUGACCUCGCUACAAAGAAGUGGAAGCAACACUUUUCGGGCAGCUCUGCCCACCCAGCUCCCAGACGCUACCAUGCGGCGACAUUCUCCUCAUCCUACGUGAUGAUUUCUGGGGGAAUGAAUGAUACGACGGUUAUGCAGGACGUGUGGUACUUCCACACUGUCAGCGAGAACUGGUCCCAGAUUCCAGCCGUUUUUCCUGUAGCACUGGCAGGCCAUUCUUUUGUUGUGGUCAAGGAUGAAACCUUGGUGACAAUUGGCGGCUACUCGCCGACCAACGGUCUCCAAGACAAGGUGCUGGAAUUCAGCGUUGCCGACAAUGCGUGGCUGGCUGUUCAAACAACUGGACCCCCUCCCACUGGUCUGUUUGGCCACAGCACAGUCUGGCACUCCACCACCAAGGCCCUGUAUGUCUAUGGCGGUUACCUCUUUCACCUGGACAGCGUCUUUGUCUCGGACAGACUGUACUCUCUGGACUACAGAAACUCAGUCAGAAGAUGGAACCUGCUGCUUGCCGAGCCUGGGAACCAGCCGCUACCCCAUAUCUUCCACGCUGCUGUCACCACGUCCAAUUACAUGGUGGUCAUCGGGGGUGGGACCCCAACCCAGAACAUCUCCAACACGCUGAUGGCGUACCACUACGACUGCAACCAGUGGGUGGAUCUUAACGAUUUUGUAGUUGGAAGUCCCCCGUCACCAUCUGCGUCCCUGUCUGCUGCCAUCGUCACGGGCAACGCCAUCUACACGUUCGGCGGGAACGACGGGACCUCGCAGGGCGCCCUCUACCAGCUCAAUCUGCCGACGGACCUGUGCGCAUUGCAGACCACGACCGACGGGUGCCUGGGCAUGCCCAGCUGCGCGGCUUGUGUGGAGACUAACGACACCCAGAACCUGUUGUUCUGCAAGGCCAGCAUGGAUGUGUAUCAAGCGAGUUGUGACGGCAUCUACUCUUUGGAGCAAGGCAUUGCCUGCAACGACGCAAGGGUGGAAUACAGGAACUGCGGGGCUGCCAAAUCAUGCAGUGAGUGUGUCAUGACGCAGCCAGCACACUACACAGCUGAACAGACCUGCAAAUGGUGUUCCAACUGCCCCGACGGCGCGUGCAUAUCGCGCCAGCUGGACUGCAUGGAGGAACACAACUGCCAGGUGGACAAACAGAAGGAGAUCAGCGACGCCAACCAGUGCCCGGAGCUGGAGUGCGAGGCCAGCGACUGCGACAAAUGCGUUGCCGAAGACUGCAUCUGGACGCGCCAAUUCAAACGAGCCAGUGAGGUGCGACGCUUGCUCAACGCCAACCCAACCUACGACUGGAACUGCUUCAGGGAGUCACUCCUGCAGAUUGCGCCCGUUGACAUCCACAUUAGCUCCUCCCCCAACGAGCCAUGCCCCUCCCCUUGCUACACCCACAACUCGUGCACUGAUUGCCUGGGUUCCAAAGGGGCGGAGGGGGGCUGGCAAGAGUGCGUCUGGAGCGCCCGGCUUGGGCAGUGCUUGUCCCCGACCUACGUCCCCCUGGUCUGUUCCACCGGCGCCUGCGGUCCCCUGACCCACAGCGGCAGUCACAACUGCCCCCAGCCCUGCUACCUGAACACGCAGUGCGCUCACUGCCUGCAACAGCCGGGGUGCGGGUGGUGCGCGGUGGGCCAGGGGAACGGGACGGGCGUCUGCAUGGAGGGGGGUCUGUAUGAGCCCACGGGGGGCGUGUGCUCGGCUGAGGGAGUCGGCUUGAACAACUUCCCCGUAGAAGCAAUCGUCACUUUCAACCCUGACGACUUGAAAGAACCGCCUCUCUGGACAUUCAUGGCCUGCCCGCCGGAGAACGAAUGCCUGAAUGGCCACCAUGAUUGCAUGGAGAAUGAAGAAUGCAAUGACACGCUGACCUCCUACGAGUGCAAUUGCAAGCCUGGCUACCAGCAGGAGAGUGAGGGUUCUGCCUGCCUGCCGGUCUGCAACCCUACCUGCGAUCACGGCCUCUGCAUCCGCCCCGACGUCUGCCUGUGCGACUUUGGCUACGUGGGACCCGACUGUGCCGUCCCGUGCGAAUGCAACGGCCACAGCACCUGUCUGGGGCCAGAGCCGGGGAACGUGACCAACUGCCUGCAAUGCAUGAACAACACACAGGGUCCGAGCUGUGACAAGUGCCUUCCGUUCUUUGUGGGCGACCCCACAGAUGGCGGGAGGUGCAUGCCCUGCCUGGCCUAUUGUCAUGGCAACAGUGAAAUCUGCCUGUCUGAAGAAAACUUCAAUCGCUCCCGAGAUGAGGGUCUGUUGCUAGACCUUGUUAAUGUGCCUGUGGAGUUCCCCGUUGGUCCGGUAAGCGACGCUAUCUGCAUCAACUGUCGCAACUUCAGUGCUGGUCAGAUGUGUGAGACCUGCGUAGAUGGCUACUUCAAGGACCAAAACAACUGCCGAGCGUGUCAGUGUAACGGCCACUGGGAUCGCUGCGACAAGACAAACGGGGAAGACUGCCAGUGCAAGAACAAUACAGACACACCGUCUUGUCCAACGGAGAAGUACCCAGCCCCUUGCUGGCAACAUCAGUGCUCUAUCUGCGAAGAGCUGUUCAUUGGUCAACCCACAGACGGCCACCAGUGUUAUCGCCAGAUGCACGUAGAUCAGGACACCUGCUUUGAUCCAGAGACCCAAACAAAUUGCCCGUUAGACUCAGUCCCCCUCCUCUUCGGUCGCACCUCCUUCUUCGUCGUCCAGCCAAAAUUCACAAACCUGGACAUCCGGCUUACCAUCGACGUAACAGCCGGUGCAUUAGAUGUCUACAUCACCUACAGCUACGAGUUCUUCCGCGUGGUCAGCAACCAGACCACAGGUGCGCAGAGCAUCGUGCUGGACGAUGCCAACUUGUAUGAGGAGGUGUACCGCGACAGACGGCGCGUGGACUGGCAACGGGAACGGCGGAACGUGCCACAGGAGCUGGAUGCCUCGGCAGGAGAACAGGCUGUGACGUCCUCAGUGGAACUUCCAGUCUUCAACAAUCUCUUCGAGUAUGAGGCAAGCGACACCAUCAACACCUUCGUCACCAUCGCGGAUCCCUUCUUUGUGGCCAUCGUCCGUAGCUUACGGAACCGUUUAGUGGUAACCUUACCCCAGGACAUCCACAGUCUGAAGACACACAAGUUCUACAUCACCUUGCUGAGCCGUGCCGUCCCGGCCGGUUCAAGGACGUCGUCCACGUUGGCUAGUGCCACCAGCGGCAUCAUGUACUUCCGGCAGGACCAGCCCCACAUCGACCUCUUCGUCUUCUUCUCUGUCUUCCUCUCUUGCUUCUUUCUCUUCCUGGCCAUCCUGGUGGUGGCCUGGAAGAUUAAAGUCGGUCUUGAAGCGCGCAACGAUCGGCAGCGCAGGGCAAUGGAGUUAGAACACCGUGCAAGCCGUCCCAUUGGCCACGCCCUUCUCUACAUUGAGGGGCUUCCCAUGGGUUCCUGGGUGGUCGCGCCUGCUUCGGCCGCAACUGCACCGUCAUCUCGGAGACACAGCAGGUUGAAGAAAGCUGGCGCCGACGGUCCCCCGGGGUCACGACCCACAUCCCCCGCCAAAACUUUUGGCCAUGGACUGAUCGCCUGCGAACCCACGGAAGACGACAUGGCAGCUGUUGGGACAACCAUCAUCUCGCUGCCUGGCGACUCGGCAGCACCAGUCCAAGCCUGCCUUGGCUCCGCCCUGGUCCUCAUGAAGUCCUCCAACCGCAACCCGGACCCGCCUGCUUCCCAGCUCCGCCCAGUCCGAUUCUCCAGUGGCGGCAAGGCUGGGAUGUGUCGCGAGAUGCGCAUGUGAUCGCUCACUCGCGAUUGACUUGGGCGACACCCAAUAUUUUUCAUCGAUUCCGGUUCCGUCCAGGAUUUGUGAUUCAGGGAAUCGAACAUCUGAAAGCGAAAAAUAACAGGCACCAUUAUUCCGUUUCGAAGUUUAGAAUCGAUUGUAUUUGAAUCCAACAUUGAGUCGCCCAAGCCUAGCUCAGGAUCCGUCGAACAUUUUCGUGUGCUGCUGUCUCACAAUUUCCAUUGAAGCACAGCUUUGAUAACUUCAAACCUGUAUUAUACAUAUAUAUAAAUAUAUAUAAACAGAGCUAUUUUUUAUAAAUUAAUGAGCAGAUUUUUUUUUCUGAGGAUGCACAUCUUAUUCUUUUUUGGCUCUGAAUUUUCGUGGAACUUUUUGCUUUUUGCUUUUUGAAGGAUUGAGGUUGAUUGAGUACUGUGGUGCGAAGGUUAGGCUAGGAGUAUUCUCAAUAUAAACUGUCCCGGAUAAGUUGGGGAAACAUUGAUCAGCAAUAGGCGCAUUGUACCCGGUGUUAGUUCUAGGAUGCUGAACAACUUCUCAGAAUCUAAGAUGAAGUUAUUGGUAAGGGAAUAAAUAUGUGCUUGGCUGGUUUUAAACAAGUACGUUUAAAACCGGCUGGAGGCCUGGUUGCUGGUAAUGGCCCGAGCCGAAAGUGAGCACAUAUUUAUUCCAGUGCAACAAUAUAUUUCACUUAAAAAGUCAAAACAUGUCACAAAUUCACAGAUUUCCAACAAUUGUGUUCAACAGUUCACUUCGUGUUUUGCGGAACACCCCUCUGGCCAUGUCUUAAGAUAUGUGCCUCACGUGCGUACUGCUAAAAAUCUCCUUAUAUGGUAAUCAGUGCCCAUACAGCACGUAAUGCACGAUGUGGCACAGAAAGAAUUGUGUUUAAAACCAGCUGGUGUUUUAUCAGCGGUUUAACACCACCCACAUGGCGGGCUCUCGACCAAUAGGAAUGGGUAAAUUGUCUUAGGUACCGGGUUUUUAUGAAUAUUGUUUACAAAAUAAUUACCUCAUCACGGGGAAAAGGUUGUUCAGAAUUCUGCAACAAAUACUUUGUAAACUUUCCUGCAACUUAUUCCAGAGAUGACUCCUUGAUUUCUUUGUUGUGGUUGGCAACGGCCUCGUUGUGUACGGACGUGUUGAGAUACGUGUAGCUAUUCAGGAACUGUAUUCUUGUAUUGAUGUAUUUGGUGUAUGAUUCGUUAAUGUCGCAUAGGACGUUAGCUAAGCGAUCGGCGAGUUGUAAAUUGAUGUAAUUUGUCAAGGAUUUACUUGGAUCGGGCUAUUUUGUUUCAAUAUCAUCAGAUCGUGGGGGAAUGUGGCCUAGUGGUCAGGGGUUAGAAUCCAGCUGCUGGUCUUUAUGUUGUGUCCUUGGGCAAGCCAUUUCACCCCACUUGCCUCUCUCCACCCAGGAGUAUAAAUGGGUACCAGCAUUAGCUGGGGAGUAACCUGCGAUGGACUAGCAUCCCAUCCAGGGGGAAUAGAAAUAUUCUCAGUCAUUUCUUGCUUCUGAAACCGGAGAUAAAUACUGGCCUGAUGGGCCACAUUGGCUCAUAACAGACUUUACUUACUUCCACAGAUCACUGUAUGACAUCUGAACGCUAAUUGACACAUACGUGACUUUGUCCAAAGACAAUGUCAUGUGUUUUUAUUACACACACAAAUAAAACAGUGGUAAGUUGCAUGAUUUUAUAAAUGUGCGUUUUUAUAAAAGCGCACAUAGUCUGUGACAAAGUCAUGUAUGUGUUUUGACCUUCACAAAACACAAUGGAUUUUUUUCUUUCUUUUUUCACAUGCAAAGGUCAAGUUUUAAUCAAUGAAUGUCAUGUCAUCAGCAGUAAAGUUUAAAUUACAUCAUGUCAGUUGAAUCUUUCAAAAAUUACAUGGUGUCUGGCCUGCAUGUGCAUGCUUGUAACAUUGAAACAACAUCAGACACCAGACAUCUUGUUUUUAUGGCACUCUCUAUGUGGAAUUAUGAUAGUAACAAACAUGAAAAAGGCUGAAAUUGUCUGAGUUUUUAUCAUCAGUAUUCGUACAUGAUUUACGUUCUUUAGGUGUUGAUUUUGUUUUUCCAAAUUUUUGUUGACCUCAACAUCCGUUUGAAUUUGAAAAUACUAAACCAUUCCUCUUAUAAAAAUAUUACAAAACUGAAAAGCUGCAAUGUAAUUUUGUUCCUUUAAAUGAAGCCAAGUUUUACAUCAAAUAGAUAAGUCUUGAGAUUAAGUCAUCCCAACUAGCUUGUUGUUCUUUCUUUUUCCUUGAGAAGUAAAUGUGUUAUUUGAUAAUUUUUUAUUAACAAAAAUGGGAAGAAAAAAAUCAGUAUUUAGUUUUUUUGUCCGACCAUCUUCCUAAAUGUCCAAAUGAUGUUUUGUGAUUGUUUGAUGCACACGUUGUAUUUUCAGGUGGAAAUCAUUAACCAUUGGCACCUGUAUUGCAUUGUAUUACAUUGUAUUACAUUGUAAUACAUUGUAUUACAUUGUAAUACAUUGUAUUACAUUGUAAUACAUUGUAUUAUAAUGUAUCACAUUGUAUUGAAUCCCUGAUUGAAGCCAUUAACCACACUGCUUUUGGCAGUAUACCGAGAAACAGGCAGGGUGGUUUGGGGCUGUUCAGGUACUACUGAGUUGAUCAGAAACAGAUUUGGAGUUAUAAAAAAAAUUUAAAAAUGAAAAUAAAAAAACAUUUUGAGCUUCUCUGAAGAUCAGAAGAGGUAUUUUUAGCAUUUUUUUUUUAAGGGGAAUCUGGGAAACUUUUGUACAGGUUUGUUUAAAAAAGGAUAUUUGUCAGGUUUUUUGAUAUGCAAGAAAAUUCUUUCAAUGCAAGUUUGAAAAAAACAAACCUAAUCUUGUUUUUUCCCCAAAUAUUUUGUUAUAUAUUGUUCAUUCCCUUUUAAUGAAUUGCGGUACGAAUUUGAAGCUUUGUACAUGAAGAUGUGAAACUUAUGGAUUGUUUUAGAAAGUUUUUAAAACCACUCCUGUGCAUAAGGGUUUUGCACCUCAAGCUGAAAAUCAAGCUCUGGCUUCUGGCUAGCAACCCAAGUGAGAAACGUGCCCAAGUUGGAAUGUGCCAACCUUUGCAAGCACAUCAACAGAAGUUUACCCAUUUUCAAAGUGAAGAAAAUCACUUUGCAUGCACUUUCAAUCAUGUACAUUGUAAAAAGACUUCAGUGACAAUUCAUGAAGAGAAAUAAGAUUUAAGACUACAAUGCAAAGCACGUGUAUUAUCCCCCGUAAUUUUAGGUGUGUAUAAAUUCUCUUGUUUAUGCCAGCAACCAGAUGUGUGUAAAUUUUAUUUUACUGGACUAUUAUAACUCGCCCUUUUUGUACAUAACUCGUAAAUUCAACCUCCGAACAUUUUAUAAGGAUUUUUUUUAAGGAAGAAGGGGGUCAGUGUUUGUAAACUGUGAAGAAAUCGUGUAUUUCAUCAUGUGUGUACAUGUAUUAGUAAACAAAUAAUAUUGUGUUUGUCGUGAAUAACGGAAUUGUUGUGUUUUUUUAGGUAAAUUUUCACUUGGUGAAGAAAAGUUGCAUUUGUUUGUAAGCUGGGAGAUAGACUGUGCCCCCUCCGAUUGUACUUCUUAGCCCCGCCCAUGGUAUAGCAUUACAUAUGCUUGCUGUAGAUUUUCUUCAACCUAGAUUUCUAUAAAACCUAUUUGCAUUCGACGCCAUGUUUUGAGGUUUUUUCAAUUUUUGCGGAUUUUUGCGGAUUUAAAAAAAAAAUUGAUAAAGGUCUACUCGUGUGUAUCCUUUUGGCAGUGUUGUAUUCGAGUCCAUCACAAGUCCUUUCAUAAAGCCAGUCGCAAGUAAAGUGGUUGAACCAUGACAAAGGAAUGCUUUUGUAACAGCUCAUUUGAAUGGCUAGCCUCUUGACUUGAGACUGGAAGACGUGUGAUGGACUUGUGAUGGACUUGCAGGGACUCGAAUACAACACUGCUUUUUGGCACCUCAAAUAUGGUUGCAAUGCUAAUAAGGACCUUUUAGAAGAAAUUUUGAAAAUUCAAUGAGAAGUUGAACAGGGAAAUUGACUGGAGUGGAAUAACGAACCAGUGGUCAUUGGAAUACCGUACGGUGCUCUACAAACUGAGCUGUCUAUCCCUAUGUUGGCAGUCGCCCAAAUUGUCAGUGUCUUUGUGCAUGGUUGCUAUUAACUUUGUAACAUUGGCUACAUGGUAUUUUCAAGUUAAUGUUUCGGGUCACCUUUGCAUCUGUAACACACAAACUAUCCCCUGGCAUAGCAAGGGUCUAAGAUAUGCGAGCAGAUAGAGCAAAAUUAAUUAUGCAAAACAAGAAGCGUCUUGACCUCGAGAUUCUGACCAUUCGGCGGGAGUGAUAUUACAAAAACAUGGCAGCCAAAUUGGCCAGUCAACAGUUUAUAGUCCACAUUUCUGAUCAAAAUGAUGUCACUAUUUCUAAAGUCAAUUCUGAUUGGUUGGCUUGUGGGGUCACAUAAAGUUUGCAUGCAUACACAUAUCAGAUGUUGGUUAGGCAGAUCUAAGGCUCUGUGGAACAACGGAUGAUACUCGGACUAGGCCAUAUUGUUGGACCGCUAAAAUUCCAAUUUUGUGAAAUAAUUUUUCUAUAACUAUCGUAUUUUCUAUUCCUCCAAAUUUCUCUAAUUUCUUUCAUUUGAUGCCUCAUUCAGAAUUAAUUGCAAUAUCUUAAGGAAAAAAACAAAUAAAUCUGUCAUGGAGGUGAUAUUUGAAAAUAGCUUGAGAGAGCAAUGUUAACAAAUUGGCAGAUUGCCAACAUAGGGCUUGGUAGUUCAUUUGGUAGAACACCCAGAACAGUGUUCCAAAGGUCGCUGGCUCAAAUCCCGCCUCAUUCAGGUUCGUUGAUCCAUUUCAAAUUGUACCUAGUCAGUUUCCCCUAGUGGUUAAUACUACAUGAUGUGAUGACAUUUUGAUAGCACUAUUUUUGUACAGCCCAUGUGCUAUUUUGUAUGAGAUACAUGUACAUGUACAGGUAGAUGUUGAUUUAAACAUAGAUGCAGAACAACCAACCACGCAAUGUUUAUACACAAACUCUGAAACAUAAGCAUUCAACUCACAUUGUUUGUGUACUGAGGGAAUGUCCAAACAAUAAAAACUGUUACAAUCUUUGUGGGAAUUUCCUGCUCAUUACGUGCGAAACAUUUUUGGUUUCUGUUUUUCGUUGGUACAUUGUAUUACAUUUCAGUGACUGUAUAUUUAUGUACAUUGCACUGUGCAUGUCAACUAUAGAUUUGCAAUAAAACACAAUGUAACAUAAAACUUAA
Molecule: messenger RNA, 13930 nt
Organism: Patiria miniata (bat star)
Lineage: Eukaryota; Metazoa; Echinodermata; Asteroidea; Valvatida; Asterinidae
Product: multiple epidermal growth factor-like domains protein 8
Exons: 45
Coding region: 224-8671 (2815 amino acids)
Molecular function (GO): calcium ion binding; protein binding
Source: RefSeq, a predicted model, not a curated record